Neoarthrinium moseri is the source of this 783-nucleotide messenger RNA. RefSeq lists its product as uncharacterized. The record is from RefSeq and is a predicted model, not a curated record. Bases 1 to 783 code for a protein of 260 amino acids. Lineage: Eukaryota; Fungi; Ascomycota; Sordariomycetes; Amphisphaeriales; Apiosporaceae. The transcript has 3 exons.
AUGCACGCGCUACUCCUCGCUACCGUUAUCUGUCUUGGUCUCGUCGCCGGGAAGCCUUAUUCAGCAAGCAGCGUUGCUGUUCCGCAAUAUACCAAUAAAGUUCCCAUAUACUCAAACACUACCUACACGCUUUCGAGCUCUAGUAACGUACAGCCGACCAACGACAAGCCAUCGACGACCACUUCAUCGUAUACUCGUCAACCCAACAACACCUCUUCUUACCCCAUCGUUCCUACCUAUACUUCUGCACCCACCCCAACCCCGCCCACAAACGCUACACUCAGAAAUCUUUUCUACAACCCUGGCUUCGAGGACAAUGGGGGAUCGCUGUCGCCCUGGAACGUGUCCACGGAUGGUAACGCGACCGUCCGAAUCACCCGGCCCGGUAGCAACUCUGCAAACGCUGCGGUCAUCUCGGGGGAUGAUAACAACCAAACAACGUCGGAUUUCUUUUUCACUAUGGGCAAGAUGUCGCAGACCUUCGAUACACUCCCCCACGAUCCUCUUAACCCCACAAGAAGUUAUGACUUUUCGUACGAGUACAAGUACUUUGCGAAGGGAAAUUGCCAACUUCAGAGCCAUAUAAGAACUGAAGCUAGUGGGAUAGAGUUAUAUUACACAAUUCAAGUGAUAGAGCGAUCAUACGAUUCUGGUCCCGGGUAUGUUACAUUCAGCGAAAGGUUUACGACCAGUUUUAACCUUCGCGGUUUUGAACUUUUCGUCGGGUGUAUAGGCGGCUCCUUCAGAUUAGAACUGGAUAACUUUUCCGCCUUAGCACUUUAG